UCAAGACUCUUUAACUCAGUCUAAUGCCAUCUGGCAGGUUACUUUUUUCAGUAAUGGUGAAAAUGCAUACAUUUACAGCUUGCAACAAAAGUGGCUUUAUUAGGAGGUAAGCAUUUCCUCUAAUCCGGUAGCUAUUUCCUCUAAUCCAGGAGGAGAGUGUUUAAAUAAACCACUAUGGAGGCUGAGGGUCACAGAAUGAGGUAAACACCAGCUUGGCUGUCUGCAUAUUUUUUUACUCAGGCCGUAGAAAACACACCUAUACAGGUAACAGGUGUGAAGUCGAAUCCAUAGGUUCCUAGAAUCAAGACCAUCCGCAGUAGAUCAAAAUGAUUUUUCUAAUGGACCUCCAGAUGAUGCUUCUGGAUGUGAUUUACUUCAUCCUGCGCAACUCUUUGCGGGUCGUCCUGCGCCCACGCACCAAGCCAAUUGAUGGCGAGCUGGUGCUGAUCACCGGAUCAGGUGGCGGCCUGGGUCGUCUCUUUGCUCAGGAGUUCGCCAAGCAUGGAGCAGAGGUGGUGCUGUGGGACAUCAACGGCACUUUCAACGAGCAGACAGCCAAGCUGGUGCAUGAGAUGGGGGGUAAGGCGCACACCUACACGGUGGAUGUGACCAACAGGGAGGAUGUGUAUCGCAACGCAGAGCUUGUGCGAAAGGACCUGGGCCGGGACGUUACAAUGCUGGUGAACAACGCUGGAGUGGUGGCUGGGGAGCGCAUGUUAGACUGUCCCGAUGAACUGAUAGAGAGGACCAUGAAAGUCAACUGCCAUGCCCUCUUCUGGACAGUGAAGGCCUUCCUCCCUCAGAUGAAGGCCCAGAAUCAUGGACACAUUAUCACCAUCGCCAGCAUCCUUGGUCUCUUCAGCACAGCUGGUGUCGAGGAUUACUGUGCCAGUAAGUUUGCUGCAGUCGGCUUCCACGAGUCUCUGGCCCAUGAGCUGCUGACUGAGGAGUUUGAAGGAGUGAAGACUACUCUUGUGUGCCCCUAUAUCGUGGACACAGGCAUGUUUGAAGGCUGCAAGAUACGGGAGGAAGUGGAACUGCUCCUACCCCCCCUGGAGCCCCAGUACUGUGUUGAGCAGGCCAUGAAUGCCAUCCUGGUAGACCAACCAUUAGUGUGCAUCCCUCGCCUCACAUACCUGCCUUUUCUUUGCAGAGCAUUGUUGCCAUGGGAAUCCAAUGUGGUUACGUAUCGUUUCAUGGGGUCCGACAGAUGCAUGUACCCCUUCAUUGACACCAGGAGGAAACAAAUGUCUAAUACCGCCGUUAUGGUUGCAUAACCGUACCUAAGUACAGUUAAGACAACUUUUGGGAGUCAAAACCUUAACAUUUAUAUCAAAUUUUCUUUGCAAAAAAAUUAGAAAAAAAAAAAAAAAAUCCUUCUGCUGGUUUGAACAGCAGUGGGCCAAACUGCCCAGCUAUACAGCCAGGAUUCAAUAACAUACAGAUGAUCUGAAGUAAUGCAAAGGCCAGUCGGAGGGGGCUUUAGAUCUUUAGACUGAUCAUUCAGAAGUGUGAAAUAGAUGACGACUCAGCCAAGUGGUCAUCAGCACCCCAAAAACAUUUAAAUGAUGUUCAGAUAAAGUUUAAAGUCCCUUCAAACUGUUUUCACCAAUUACAAAAUAAGAUACUGAACAGUGACUGAAUGCUGGACUGGCCAAAAGGGGAAUAGGAGUGUAUGUAAUAUCUGUAAAUUAAUAAUUUACCAGAAUAUUGUGCUGUAUUAUGUUACCUAAAAUAAAAUAAUUGCAAACCACUA
Messenger RNA from Perca fluviatilis (European perch), 1756 nucleotides. Its product is annotated as retinol dehydrogenase 10-A. Bases 327 to 1277 code for a protein of 316 amino acids. The transcript has 5 exons. The record is from RefSeq and is a predicted model, not a curated record. Gene Ontology annotation, cellular component: lipid droplet. NCBI's taxonomy places the organism in Eukaryota, Metazoa, Chordata, Actinopteri, Perciformes, Percidae. Gene Ontology annotation, molecular function: oxidoreductase activity, acting on the CH-OH group of donors, NAD or NADP as acceptor.